This is a messenger RNA of Tachysurus vachellii, 3592 nucleotides long. It is a transcript of the gene acap1, whose product is annotated as ArfGAP with coiled-coil, ankyrin repeat and PH domains 1. Bases 640 to 2913 code for a protein of 757 amino acids. Gene Ontology annotation, cellular component: cytoplasm. Gene Ontology annotation, molecular function: GTPase activator activity; protein binding. NCBI's taxonomy places the organism in Eukaryota, Metazoa, Chordata, Actinopteri, Siluriformes, Bagridae. The transcript has 23 exons. The record is from RefSeq and is a predicted model, not a curated record.
AAAGAGAUAGGAACGAGAGAACACUGUCUGCUCUGGAGACUAUAAUUAUUCCCUCAGGAGACAUCACUAUCAACCGUUUUUUUUUUACUUCGUGUUUUAACUACUCGAGAUUCUUAAAAUAUUAGCGUUAAAGAGUUUGAGUGUAAUUAAUCUCUAUUUAAAUAGUCGGAACUUUUGCGUUAAAUGGAGAGAAAGAUCACGCGCUCUGGAUAGGAAAAGUUUCCAGAGUUAACGUUUAUUUAUUUCUCUCUCUCUAUAUAUAUUAUAUAUGCAUGUGUAUAUAUAUUAAGUGCAUGUAUAUAUAGAUAUAUGUUAAGUGGUAUUUUAUGUAUAUGUUUAUGCGCUUUUUUAUUUCGGAUGUAUGGAUAGCAAGGACAACUUCAGAAAGUAUUGUUUUAUAAAUAUGAACUUUGCACAUCAGCGUCGUCGUGGAUUGUGGUGUGUUUCGUGGUGAAAUGCCGCUGUGUGAUUAAUUCGGAGAGCUCAUAAUGAGAGCGACAUUUUUAUACACAGUUUAGUAGGACUGCUGGAGCGACACUUCACGACAAACAAAUCGGGACAGCUCAGGCUUGUACGGCUCAUGACAAAACAAGGAGUAAUAAUAUCAGGUUUUGUAAAUUACAUGAUUCAACUGACAAAAUGACUGUCAAGAUGGAUUUUGAAGAGUGCUUAAAGGACUCCCCCAGGUUCAGGGCAGCCAUUGAGGUUGUGGAGGGGGAUGUGAAUGAACUGGAGACACGUCUCGAAAAGUUGGUGAAGCAGUGUAACGCCAUGCUGGAAGCAGGCCGAGCAUAUUGUCAGAGCAGUAAGAGCUUUGUACAUGGACUCAGGGAACUUGGAUAUCAUCUCGCUGAAGACUCAACCAUGGGGAACUGCUUGGAAAAGUUCUCCAAGACGCUGUCCACCAUCCUUAUGUCUCAGGAGGAACUCAUUGAUAAUACACACAAGUCAGUGAAACUGAAGCUGCAGAGUUUUGUGAAAGACGAUGUGAAACGCUUUAAAGAUACACGUAAGGAGUUUGAACGGAGCAGCGAGUCUCUGGAGACGGCAUUGGGGAAGAAUGCUCAAGCCCCACGGGGAAAGCCACAUGAGGUUGAGGAGGCCAGUCAGGCCUUAAUUCAUGCCCGUAAAGCCUUCAGAUCAGGGACUCUGGACUAUGUACUGCAGAUUAAUGUUAUUGAGUCCAAGAAGAAGACUGAUAUACUGAUGGCGAUGCUCUCACUAAUGGAAACCCAGGCUGUGUUUUUCCAGCAGGGUCAUCAGUCCCUCACAGAACUGGAGGAGUAUCGUAAGCAGCUCAGCAAUGAGUACACACAACUAGUUCUAAACUCUGCAAGAGAUAAGAGGGACAUGGAGCAGAGACAUGGUGACAUUAAGAAAAAGGAUGAAUCCUAUGAUGAGUCAGUCUUGGAUUUCAGUCCAGAUGCGUCCAGUGGAAUUGCCAUGGAGGGCUACCUGUACAAGAGAGCCAGCAAUGCCUUUAAAACCUGGAGCAGGCGCUGGUUUUCCAUUCAAAAAAACCAACUGGUGUACCAAAAGAAAUUCAAAGAGCAGCCCACUGUAGUGGUGGAAGACUUGCGCCUGUGCACAGUGAAACCGUGUGCUGAACAGGAGAGAAGGUUCUGCUUUGAAGUCGUCUCACCCACCAAGAGCUGUCUAUUGCAGGCAGAUUCAGAGCGACAGCAGCAAGGCUGGAUGAGCGCUGUGCAGAACAGCAUUGCUUCAGCAUUUCAGGAGAGGAGAGAGGACACAUGUAGCCCUAGGGAACGCUGCAGCUCCGUGUCAGCAGGCAGUGUGAAUUUGGGAUUUGGAGAGCAGAAGGACUGUAAAGCCCUAGAGGAGGUGCAGGCUAUACCAGGGAACAACCAGUGCUGUGAUUGUGGAGAACCAGGACCAGACUGGGCCUCCAUUAAUCUGGGCAUAACACUCUGUAUCACAUGCUCUGGAAUACACAGGAGUCUGGGUGUCCAUUUCUCUAAAGUACGCUCUCUAACUCUGGACUCAUGGGAACCGGAACUCAUAAAACUAAUGUGUGAAUUGGGAAACACUGCCAUUAACCGGAUCUACGAGGCACGCAUUGAUGAGAUCACAAUAAAGAAACCACACCCUUCCAGUCCAAGGCAGGAUAAAGAGUCGUGGAUACGUUCGAAAUAUGUGGAGAAAAAAUUCAUCCAUAAGCUUCCAGAAACAGGCCGUGGGACACCACUGCGCCGCUCCAGUGCACGCCGUCAUCGAGCAGCAACACAAGACAAAGUAAUCCAACGUCCUCCUCUCAAACCCAAACCCAACAGAGCCACCCUGGCACGGAACACAGGUCUGAGUCCAACUGAAAUAAUGAACAGUACUGGCUCUCAUAAAGAUGAGGAAGAAGUGGAGGACUUGAGUGGUCUUCACCCUGGUGCUCUGCUCUACCGUUCAGCAGCACUUCAGCAUUUCCCCGUUAUGGCUGAUGCUCUGGCUCACGGAGCUGAUGUUAACUGGGUUAACGUGCCAGAGGAAAGCAAAACGCCUCUUAUCCAGGCCGCGACCGUGAAUUCUUUGGCAGCGUGUGAGUUUUUGCUGCAGAAUGGCGCUAAUGUAAACCAGGCUGACUCGAAUGGAAGAGGACCCUUACACCACGCUACUAUACUGGGACAUACAGGGCUGGUGUGUUUGUUUCUAAAAAGAGGAGCCGACUACAACAAAAAGGACAUCAGCCAAAAAGACCCGAUCAGCAUAGCUGUAGAGAGUGCCAAUGCUGAUAUUGUUACACUCCUCCGAAUAGCCAAGAUGAACAAGGAGAUGCGGGAGAUGGAUGGCUUCGCCCAAUCAGGUGAUGAGACCUAUCAUGAUAUCUUUAGGGAUUUCUCCCAAAUGGCUUCCAACAACCCUGAGAAGCUGAAACGGCGCAGUACUGACAUUAAAAUUCCAUAACCCCCCAGGUGGAAGACUGUACCUGUUUCUCUCACUAUAUUUAAUAUACAGACAUUUGGCUGGUUUUCGUAUUUCAUAACCUUCAUAUUUCAUAAGUGUGUUUAGUUUUCUGCUUUGUCAUCACCUGGCAGUGACACACACAAAGAAAUCAGUAAGGGAUUGUAUCAUCCUUGAUCUUUGAGCCUAAGCCCCAUUAGGUCAAUAGGCCAUAAUGUGCAGCUUGUUUCAGUUUAGUUAUUCAGCUGCACUGCUGUAGUUCUAGCUUUGCGCUGUGAUCAUCGGCGUUCACUGGACUGUGUAACAGUAACACUUGACUGUCUCAUCAAAUUAUUCUGAUCAUUCUGAUUUUUUUUUAUUAAAGCAAUACAGCAUGUUUGUGUUGUAUGUUUUGAGAGAUAUCUGAUAUCCCUCAGUUUUUGAAUGGUUUCUGUUUUAAUUCCACAUUCUGGGAAAUCAGCUUCUUUUUCAAACCAUGCAUUAGUCAUAUAAAAAAACUGGUAAUGCCCCGCAAGUGUUUUGUAAUUUCGGUCAUGAUAAGGAACUGAAAAAAAUCUUCCAAAUUCUUUAUGUGAACAUUGUGAUAUGUAUGCAUGUCUUUUUAAGAGAAACUAAAGAUUUAUACAUGAUAUUUCCAGAGAAACGGAACAAAAAUAAAAUUUUGCUCAUGUGCCUCCUUUUA